CCGACUAUAAAUAGCCCAGCCAGAGAUUUGUGCUCUCACUCAUACAAUAUUCACAAAAGAGACGGGCAGAAAAGCAGAGUUGAAACAGAGAAGAUGGGUUGCAGGGAGCAGAAAAGGAUGUCACUACGCAGAAAACUUCACAUUCUGCGAACUCAUAUCAACUCCAAAUCUGCCAACAGAAGCUUCUUUACCAAAAGCACCGUUCUGCAAAUAUACAGGCUAAAGGUCAUGCUGGAAACGAUCAAAAGAGAGUAUGCCAACCUCAUAGCAGCAAGAAGAGAAUAUCAAAACUUACUGAGCCAUGUUCAAGAGCACAAGAAUGUGAAAGUAGAGAAGGUAGCAGAAGGAACCUUUGCAGCGAAGGUAACUUGCGAGAAAGGAGGAGACAAGCUGGUCGCUAUCUUAGAGGCGUUUGAGGAGAAGGGUCUCAAUGUGGAGCAAGCCAGGGUUUCAUGCGAUGAUGGUUUUUCUAUAGAAGCCAUUGUAGUAGCAGAAGACCAAGCUCUGGACACCAGAAAUGUUGCUGAAGCGCUUCUUAGAGCAAUCGGAAAGCAGAGCGGCGAAAAUUAGCUCGUGAGGUUCAAGAUCAUUGUAGUCAGAAUCUACAAUUACAGGUUACUGUAUUUCUUCUAUAUGUUGAAACAUCUAAGACCAGUUAAUACCAAUUUCCAGUUCCUCUUC
Prosopis cineraria is the source of this 681-nucleotide messenger RNA. RefSeq lists its product as uncharacterized. Bases 94 to 570 code for a protein of 158 amino acids. Gene Ontology annotation, cellular component: nucleus. Gene Ontology annotation, biological process: regulation of DNA-templated transcription. Gene Ontology annotation, molecular function: DNA-binding transcription factor activity; sequence-specific DNA binding. NCBI's taxonomy places the organism in Eukaryota, Viridiplantae, Streptophyta, Magnoliopsida, Fabales, Fabaceae. The record is from RefSeq and is a predicted model, not a curated record. The transcript has 3 exons.